AUGGGUAAAUCAGCUGGGAAACGUAUGGGAACUACCAGUUCUAAUCCAUUACCGAAGAGAUUCAGAGAAUCAAAAGUGGUUGGAGAUCAAGCUUUUGAUGUAUUCCCUGAAGAGUUACCGGGAUUGCCACCUGACAGAGAAGUAAAAUUUGCAAUUGAAGUAUACCCAGAGGUGGUAUUUCUUGGUCACGUGGUAUCAGCAGAUGGAAUUAGAGUGGAUCCAAAGAAGAUUGAAGCAAUCAUUCAGUGGAAGACUCCUAGAAAUGUGCCAGAGAUGCUGACAGAGGCACCAGUUUUGACUUUACCAGAAUCAGGAAAAGAUUUUAUUGUGUAUAGCGAUGCUUCUUUAAAUGGGCUCAGGAAAGCAACAAUUGAAUUGCGAGCGAUGUUUGCACAGCUCAGUAUUAGUGAUGAUGGAGGUUUAUUGGCUGAAUUAAGGAUUAAUCCAGUAAUGUUUGAACGAAUCAAGUCAGCUCAAUUAGAAGAUGAUAAGCUAAUGAAGAAAAAAGAAAUGGUUCAGAGCGACAUAUUAGGGAACUUUAGUAUUGAUGAGCAUGAUUGUUUGAGAUACCGAGAUCGGAUUUGUAUUCCAAUCAAAUUAGAGAUUAAAGAAUUAAUUCUUCGAGAAGCACAUGAUGGUCCAUUUGCUUUACACCCUGGAGGCACAAAGAUGUACCGUGAUUUACGAGAAUUCUGA
This is a messenger RNA of Gossypium arboreum, 696 nucleotides long. RefSeq lists its product as uncharacterized. NCBI's taxonomy places the organism in Eukaryota, Viridiplantae, Streptophyta, Magnoliopsida, Malvales, Malvaceae. The record is from RefSeq and is a predicted model, not a curated record. Bases 1 to 696 code for a protein of 231 amino acids. The transcript has 6 exons.